Messenger RNA from Phaethon lepturus (White-tailed tropicbird), 1311 nucleotides. Its product is annotated as myocyte-specific enhancer factor 2A-like. Gene Ontology annotation, molecular function: RNA polymerase II cis-regulatory region sequence-specific DNA binding; protein dimerization activity; DNA-binding transcription factor activity, RNA polymerase II-specific. The transcript has 4 exons. Bases 637 to 1311 code for a protein of 224 amino acids. Lineage: Eukaryota; Metazoa; Chordata; Aves; Phaethontiformes; Phaethontidae. The record is from RefSeq and is a predicted model, not a curated record. Gene Ontology annotation, biological process: positive regulation of transcription by RNA polymerase II.
GAGAGAGAGAGAGAGAGACGGAGAAGGAGAAGGAGAAGAAAAGGGAGGACGAGGGAGCGAAGCAGGAAAGGACACCUCCUCAGGCGUCUAGUUUGAGCCCCUUCCUCGCCUCCCCCUUCCCCUCCGCGAUGUUACAAAGGCAGUGAGCUGCUCGCCUUUUCCCAUUCGCCUGCUGUCACUUCCUUCCUGGACGCUUUCGGGACGAGUCCGGUUACUUUUAAUCCGACCAGCAGCUCAGCCACUUUCUCCUCCUCCACGCUGCACACACACGCAAGCACACACACACACACAUACAUACACACACCCCAGACAUCUCCUGGCUGCUUAUUGGAUUGACUUUGAAGGUUGUGUGUGUGAUUCAAGGAGGCUGCAUGUUGAACCAGGUGGUGAAUACUUAAGGCUGGAAGAAGUAAAGGGAUUUUUUCUUUUUCCUAUGAAAGGAAAAUAUCUCAAGGACUAGUCUGAUCAUCCACUCAGCUAAAUGUUUAUAAUCAGGAACGGAUGCAGGGGACUGUGAACUGAGUAGUGGAAGUGCUGAAGAAGGAGGUUUGUUUUGAGGAAACGGGAAAGAGGAAGAAAAGAGAAGGGAAAAAUACAUAAUUUUAAGGAAGAAGGAGAGAAAAAAAAACGGGGACUAUGGGGAGAAAAAAGAUUCAGAUUACAAGGAUUAUGGAUGAACGUAACAGACAGGUGACAUUUACAAAGAGGAAAUUUGGGUUAAUGAAGAAGGCUUACGAGCUGAGUGUUCUGUGUGACUGUGAGAUUGCUCUGAUCAUCUUCAACAGCACCAACAAGCUGUUCCAGUACGCCAGCACUGAUAUGGACAAAGUGUUGCUGAAAUAUACCGAGUACAAUGAGCCACAUGAGAGUCGAACGAAUUCGGAUAUUGUUGAGCAGCAGGAGAGUGGAACAGGGGCAACCGAGUAUUGGUUUGGGCGUUGGGAGACGGUGCAGCAGAGACUGGAGGGGAACCGGUCUUUUGGGAGCUUUACCCUGCUAAGGCUCACACGCUCCGCCAAAACUCCUGCGAUGGGAUCUCUAGCUCACUGCCAUCCAUCUUCCUGUGCUUCUUUGUCCGUUCGUCCCCUUAGUCCUCUCCACGCCUUGACCACUCCUCCCCGCGGAAUGUCCCCCGGCUCUCCUAGUCGUUCCCCGCGAGAUGCUCUCCAGAAAACAUUGCGUGCCUUGCCUCCUCACGCCAGACAUUACAAUGUCCUACAUCCAGGAGGAGCUAAAAAGUACCUUGUAAAAAGUGUGGAAGAAAAAGAUUUAGAAUCACUUUUUGAUUACUUAAAGAGGAGGGAGAUUUAA